Messenger RNA from Bipolaris victoriae FI3, 177 nucleotides. RefSeq lists its product as hypothetical. The coding region runs from base 1 to 177 and encodes 58 amino acids. Lineage: Eukaryota; Fungi; Ascomycota; Dothideomycetes; Pleosporales; Pleosporaceae. The record is from RefSeq and is a predicted model, not a curated record. The transcript has a single exon.
AUGCUGGUGCUGAAGCCAGACGGUGACCAUUACAAAAGAGUGGGGAUUUUGAACUUUCGCAAUAUUGGCGUGCACAAGGAUCGAAGGGAUUUCACGGAGUCCAAGAGUCUUAUCAAGGGGGAGAAUGGGUGUUUUUGGAUGAAGGAUUUCAAGCAAAAGGGUGUUGAAGUGGAGUAA